GCUUGUUAGAGUUCAGGCAAGCGGACGGAUCAAAAUGGCGGACGAGGAUAUUACGCUUGAUGGAAAACCUCUCCAAUCGCUCCGAGUUGCGGAUUUAAAAGCCGCUCUGGAGCAGCGGAACCUCCCAAAAAGCGGACAGAAGAACACGCUCAUCAAGCGACUGAAAGGGGCUUUGAUGUUGGAAAACCUACAGAAGUCAUCAUCCUCUCACGGUGGGCUGCAGCCCAACUCUCAGAUAGGGGAGGAGAUGUGCCAGAACAGCUUCAUAAAACAAUACCUGGCCAAACAACAGGAACUCCUUCGCCAGAGACUUGAGAGGGAGGCCCAACAAGAGGGGGGAGCUAAUGAAAGCCCAGCAGUGGCAGAGGAGGAUGACGAGCACUCUGAGGACAAUGACAGCUCUUCCUAUAUCAAGCAUCACUCCAUACUCUCCCAGCCAGCUUUCACCAGGGCAGAGGAGAAGGUUCCAGUGGAUGUAUCCCCAAGUCCAAACCUCUGCCACCAGGAAUCCUCCGAAGCUUCAGGUGCCAGGAUGCAGAGAGCAACCUUUCAUCAAGUUCAUAUGGACCCACCAGCUCCCUCUCCUCCUCGCGCUGUAGCCUCCUUGUCAGUCCGCGUCCUCAGCCAGCCUGACCAGCAGGUACUGCCUCCUACUGUGUCCCGAGCCCAGGAGAAGGAAGGCACAGCACCAAGCCAGCUGGGAUCAGCUCAUCCUGUGCUUCACCUAAGCCGGUCUGCUGGAGUAUCAGGAGGAAGUAAUGCCCAUGAGGAUAGUGAUGAAGAUGAUGAUGAUGUGGAUGAGAGUGAAGAUGAUGAGGAUUGGGGACCUGGCCCUGCCACGGCACGAAGGGAUAGAGUCCCUUCCCAGCCACAGCAGGUGACCCCCAGUGUCUCAUCUGCUGUUGCAAGGUCCAAACGCAAGCUUCAGCCACCACAACACAUUCCACCACCACAGGUACACCACACCCCUAUGCAGUUGCGCCAUCCCACUCCUCCUCCUUCCCCACCACCAAACCUCUUCCCCCUGCCUGACACUCCCAAGCAAAGCCCACCAAACAUAGACGACCAGGAAGGCCCAAGGGUGGCAUCUUUCCCACCUCCCACCAUGCAAAGGCAAGACUCGGAUUUAAGUUCUCGUUCCAGUAGCCCAGAGCCCCCUGUGAAACGCAGGCCAGGACCUCUCUCCCUGCUUGUACACAAGAUGGAGUCAGAGAAGGCUUUUCAUUCAGGGACCACCUCAGCUGCGGAAAUGUCAGGAGAGACAGCAGACUCCACUCCUGGGUCCUCCAGUGAAUCUCCAUCGCAACGAUUGGCGCGAAAAAGUCAACAAGAGGUUAGUGAGAUGGAGGAAAAGAGGCAAUUAAAGGAGGAAACGAAGAAAGAAGAACGUCGGGAACAAGAGGGAGAGAAAAUGGAAGUUGAAGAACAGGAGAAGGAAAAUAAAUGCUUGGAAAAAGAGGUGGAACAGGAAAGAAAACAACUGCAAGAAAAGGAGAAACAACAUGAGAAAAAAGAGGAGGAAAAAGACGGAAAAGGUCAGGAAGAGGAAAAAGGAAAAGAGAGAAGACACCACGAAGUUGAGAAGAGAAAAGAGGAGAAGCUGGUUAAGAGUCGUGAGACAACAACCAAAGAAAGGGUAGUUGUGCCUGACGCUCAAGAUUCAGAUUCCUCUUCAGAUUCUGACUCCAAAUCAGACUCUUCUUCUCGCUCAUCACAAUCCUCCUCCUCAUCCUCCUCCUCCUCCUCCUCUGGGGAUGCCAGGCAGCUUAAGAAGGCAGCUCAAGGACAAGCGGCAGACGAACAGAAAGCAACAAACUUGAAUAAAGAAGCAGAGAAACAACACCUGUCAAAAAGUGAGGUGUCAGAGCCAAGCGCAGCUGCUGUGACCGAGGAACCAGACUCUGAGAGCUCCAUGGACCAGCAGCCAGGGUCCAGGGCUGAGCCAGAAAACGACAAGGAGCGCAUGGAGGAGAGUACCACUUCUAAGGCUUUUGCUGCUCGCAAGAUUUCUUUGACCAGCAGUAAGACGUCUCCAGGCACCACAGAUGGAGGAGCAGGCGACCCUGAGACAGGAAGUGCGGCAGGGAGGAAGAGACGGUGGGGAUCUAGUACAGCAGUCACUGCCAAGAAACCAUCAAUCAGCAUCACCACCGAAUCACUGAAGUCUUUGAUUCCAGAUAUUAAAGUUAAUCAGGACCAAGUGGUAGAGCUUCACCCUGAGGAGCUACAGCUGUCUGGAGAUGAAGAGAACCUGGACAGCAGCCACAGUGACCAGGACAAAGGACUCAAGAUCCAACGUACUGUUACACAGGUUGUCUCUGGUGACAGCCAGGAAAAUGGACAGACAAAUGAAGAUGAAAAUGUGGAGAAGACGGAGAGAGAAAAACAACGCAGGACUUCCAGAGACGAAAGGAAGAGCAGUCUUUCUGAGGAAACCUCAGAAACCCAGACUCCUGUCAAUGUUGAUGGAGAAGCCGCAAAGGUUACCCCCAGCGACAAUCUGGUGCGCCGUUCUAUCAGCCAGCAGAAGUCUGGUGUGUCUGUGACUAUUGAUGACCCCAUCCGCACAUCAAGGCAGCCCUCACCACCUCGUGGCAAACUUUCCAAUAUCAUCCAUGUGACCAACCUGGUACGGCCCUUCACUCUGGGCCAGCUGAAAGAGCUGCUUAACCAGAUGGGCACUGUGGUGGAAGAGGGCUUCUGGAUUGACAAGAUUAAAUCUCACUGUUUUGUCACAUACACUACAACAGAGGAGGCAGUUGCUACCAGAAAUUCCCUCCAUGGGGUAAAAUGGCCGUCAAGCAAUCCCAAGGUCCUCAACGUUGACUUCUGUGAGCAAGCUGAGCUGGACUUUCACAAAGGUAUUUUGAAGCCAGAAAAGGAAGAGGAACAUGCUGCACAGCCAGCCGGUCCUCCAAACCGACUGCCCCCCCUAAUGCCUGAGAGAGACAGGGACAGAGAAAGGGACAAAGACAGAGAAAGGGACAAGGAACGAGAGCGGGUACGGGACCGGGGAGUGGGAGAAGUCCGAGAUCUGUGGGCAGAGCGGGAGAGAGAGAUGGAGCGCCGGGAGCGUGCUCGUGGCGAGCGAGAAUGGGACCGGGAUAAGAUCCGUGAAUUUGCAAGACCAGGAGAGGACGGACGGCGGUCUCGAUCCAGGGAAAGGGAGCGAAGGAGGAGGGAAAGAGCAAGGAGCAAGGAGAAGAAGACUGAUAAGAAGGAGAAAGGAGACGAGCCUCCAGCUAAACUUCUAGAUGACUUGUUCCUGAAGACCAAAGCUGCCCCGUGUAUAUACUGGCUUCCCCUUACUGAGGAACAGGCAGCACAAAGGGUCUUGGACCGCAAAGAGAGGCGAAAGGAGCGCGAAAGAAAGCGCAAGGAGCAGGAAGAAGAGGAGGAAAAGAAGCGAGAGGAGGAGAAGAAAGAGAGGCUGAAGGGUCGAGAGAAGGACGGCGGCAUGCCGCCGAGCGGUGGAGCCAUUGGACGCGGCGCAGAUGGAGAGCGAGAGCGAGAGCGUGGCCGAGACAGAGAGGUGGACAAGAAGAGGGAGAGCGGCCACCGACCCAGACGGCCCUCGACCGGCGCCGGCGGUGGACGGCGCUCCCGUAGCUGUAGCAACCCGAGGGACCGGCGCCGCUGAGGCCUGGGCAGCUGCAGGGAAAGCUGAUAGCAGCGCAGCAGAGGACGCAGCAGACAGGAAGUCUUGGGAGGGCGCGAGUGUUCCCACUCACUGAAGGUUUCCUCUUGCCUCUAAGCAGGACUUGUGUCUGCUCCUCGCUGCCUGCCCACCGUGCAUUCAUUUACCCUCUUCGACGCCAGAGUUGUCUUCCACACAUUUCUGCCAGUCCUCUCCUCCCCAGUGUCCAAUUUACAUCAAAAAUACUUAUUACAUGUUUGUUUGAAAGUAAACGGUGGUUCUAGCUCCACCCCCUCACUAGCUGUCUUCCAGAAAGUCUCCCUACAGCCUGUUGCAUCUUCUCCAUUGAUGAAAAGAAACAAGGCGGGUGGUGGUUUUUUUCUUGUGGCUUUAACAUUUUGUCCCACUGAGGUUUGGAGCCUGCCCCUUUAUUUUAGUUCUGCGGGUGCACAGUUCCUUCCUCCUCCAAGCCCUGUAAUAAAACCAGACCAAAAUAGAUCCCUGACCUUCAAAUAUUUGCUAGGAUCAGUCGAAAUGUUUCACUCUUCAGCGUUGAGUUUGUUUUCUUAUGUUCAGCUGAAUUUCUGUCCAAUUUAAGAUUUCUUUUUUGUAAUGGAUCACGUUUGUUUUUUAAGCCCUCAUUGUGGUUUGUUGUGUUACAACAGGUGAUGUUUGUGUGAGCGUGUCCCUCAAACAUACCACUGGUACAUGAGUCUCAACACUGUAACACAGAAAACUGUAAUAGGAAGAUAAGUGGUAUAUGUGAUGCAGGAGAUGUACACACGCCCUGGGUUGGUAUUUAGUGGAUGUUUUUGUGGGAUGGGGGGUGAAAUUCUUUGUUCUAUAAUUGCAGUAGGCCGACCUUCACUGCGCUGACGUCUCCUUUCCUCUGGCUAUUCAAACAUAUAAGGAGGUAACAUAAAAAGUUUAUCUUCUAGUAUAGUAAUGGUUACAAUUUUAAUAUUUUUAAUUUUGUUUUUAGUUCAGACCUGUUUGAUUUUGUAACUCUAUUCCUGCUCCUGCUGAAUGUACCGAGAAUUAAAAUUAAAUAAAUUUAAAUUGGUUAUCA
Molecule: messenger RNA, 4706 nt
Organism: Betta splendens (Siamese fighting fish)
Lineage: Eukaryota; Metazoa; Chordata; Actinopteri; Anabantiformes; Osphronemidae
Gene: acin1b
Product: apoptotic chromatin condensation inducer 1b
Exons: 17
Coding region: 35-3640 (1201 amino acids)
Molecular function (GO): RNA binding
Source: RefSeq, a predicted model, not a curated record